GUCAAAAGUGAAGUGUCAAAAGCAAAUCAAAACAAUAACAAACAAAUACAAUUUAAUAAACAAACGGCAGUGCCUAUUUAUUCUAGUAUUUCUAAAAUGGUUACUUGUGCUGUUUCUACAUGCAAGAAUACUUCAGCCAAGAUAUCCAAGAAUAAAGACGGAAUUACUUUUCAUAGAUUUCCAAGAGAUGAGGAUCGGAGACGAAAAUGGGAAGUGGCGGUGAACCGAGAGGGCGACUGGUCAGCCACUUCUUCCAGUGCUGUUUGCUCGGAACACUUUGAUGCCAAAGACUUCUAUUUGACUGAAAGUGGACUGCGGAGAUUAUCGCUUUGUGCAGUGCCUUCUAUCAAUAUCUCGCCAUGCCAACCAACAGAGCCGACUAUUUGCAAACUGGAUCCCAUUCAAAUAUCAUCUACCGAUACUCCUGAAGUGAUUGAGCUGAAGCACAAAGUACGCAGACUGGAGGUGAUUGCAGAGAACCGACGGAGACGCCUCAACCUCAUGUGGCAGAGCAAAAGGCGAUUGAGGAAAAAGGUGGACAGGAUGAAGACCUUGAUCAAACAUUUGAUCCAACAUAAAAGAGAAAAGGAUAUUGAUAGAUGAGGUUGUAAGAGCAGAGCAAGUGUCGAUGUUAGUAAAAGGAAAAAUGGAAGAAGAUGAUGUAGAGAAGCUUUGCUCUGGCUUUCUGGUGAAUACCAUUAAAAAAGUUGAAUGGUAAGUACUUCUAUGAGCCUGCCUACAUAUAUAAGUGUAAUUUUCAUGAAAGUUCAUAAAUCAAUAUUUGUAAAUUGAGUAGGUAACAAAAGUUAACAUAAAACUAAUGUUGCUGAAACAAGGUGUGUGUCAUUAAAUAAGUUUUUGUGCCAUAUAAAUUUUAAAUAUAGGUAGGUACCUAUUUAAUGUUAUGUCUCAUUACCUAAGUGCAUACAUUGUAUUAUUAUUUAGGUAUGUCGUUACUCUGAUAUUAAUAUGUUAUAAUGUAUCAGUGGAAUAAUAAGUGAAAUAUGUGGCAGAUGGUAGACUAAUAUAAUAAAUUUUAAUUUUAAAUUGUGAAACUUAAUUAAAAUAACAUGAAUUUUUCAGAUUAAACUACCUAGAAAGGCCAUGGAUAAAAAGUCAAUUU
Messenger RNA from Plutella xylostella (diamondback moth), 1123 nucleotides. RefSeq lists its product as uncharacterized. Gene Ontology annotation, molecular function: sequence-specific DNA binding. Lineage: Eukaryota; Metazoa; Arthropoda; Insecta; Lepidoptera; Plutellidae. The record is from RefSeq and is a predicted model, not a curated record.